GUACUUGGGUAUAAAACGACUCAUCGCAGACAAUAUAUCGUCCUGCUCGUUCACUUCUACCAUUCUAAGAAUACAACCUUAAAUCGCCAUGGGCAGCACGUUAAUCAAGUUUGUUAGAAUCUUUGACGGUCUUCGCAUUCUGGAGCAGCAAAAUGUAACUAUUCGUGGAGGGUUGACAUUCUUGAAUGAUUACGGCAAUGCUUCUGAAAUUAUCAAUGGUUCAGGCAUGACGCUUUUUCCUGGGCUUUGGGACACUCACGUCCAUCUUUCGGAGACGCAACCAUUUCCUACGGAACAAGAUGCCCCUCAACUUGAUAUGACCAAACACGGCAUCACGACUGCAAUCGAGUGCGGCCGGAUGAGCAAAUCGGAACACGAGCUCAACAACGUCACAGAAGGGUUUCCAGAAGUUUACUACGCGGGCAAUUUUGCGACAUCAACGGGAAGCCUGCACAGCACAUUCCCUUCUGUGGACGAAGACAAUAUUGUUGAUACGAUUGAAGAUGCGACGAGAUUCGUGCAACGACGCGUGGCCGAGGGCGCAGACUAUGUCAAGAUAGUAGCAGACAACCCAGGCCCAAGCCAGGAGGUCAUUGACCAGCUGUCGAGGGAGGCUCAACUUCAUGGAAAGCUCACCAUCGUGCAUGCUGCCCGCAAGAAAGCCUUCGAGAUGGCCCUGAGCGCCAACCCUCCGGUUAACUUUAUCACGCAUGUUCCGCUAGAUGUCCCAAUAAGCAGAGAAGAUGCAGAUAAGAUGGCCGAGCUUCAGAUCACAGCGAUUCCAACAUUGGUGAUGGAAGAGGCGCUUGCCAAGUCGGGUAUGAUUCCUGGAGCUCGACUGGAGGCGGCCCUGGAAUCGGUCCAACACAUGAUUGCGGCGGGAGUGCACGUCCUAGUCGGAACGGACUCUAAUGGCUCUUUGAUCGGGCCGCGUCACGGGGAAGCAAUAUUGCGAGAGAUGGAACUGCUGCAGCAAGUGGGGAUGAAGCCGUUGGACGUCUUGCGAGCUGCAACUCAACUAUCGGCACAAUGUUUCAAGAAGGACGACAGCCGUGGUACGAUUGCCGCUGGCAUGCGGGCCGAUGUUGUGCUUGUUGAAGGGGAUCCCACGAAAGACCUAGGUUGUUUGACCAAAGUCAAGAAGGUAUGGAAGGCGGGGAAAGUGAUCUACUCCGUAAAAGAGGAUGACGAUGUUGAUGCAUCUGAUUUCAGCAUCUAAUUUGGGGGGUUGGGAUGAUGAAUGCGUGUGUGCGACCGUACGAGGGUAGACAAUCUGAUAAUUGCAAUAAUUACCUAUUGCGGAAACAGUUGGUGAGAGACGUUGGCCGAAUAUCCGGAUUAGCGAGUGAUAAGAGACGAUGUGAUUUGCUCUGAGAAGCCUCAGGGGAGGGAUGGGGUUGUUGGAAAUGUUGGUCUGGAGUCUGGAUGUUGGUGGAAGAUGCUCAUCGGUCGCCACGUGCCCUCAUCCCUCCCUCGUACUUGCUUGGCUUUGCCCCUAUAUCGGAGAGCUAUUCCAACAACAAUCUAGGUACGUAUUAGCUACUGUAACAUUCUCGACCACGUAGGUUAUCUAGGUAUCUAGGUAGGUAUGAGAAAUCCCAUAACAAUCGAAGCACCUAGCU
This is a messenger RNA of Aaosphaeria arxii CBS 175.79, 1622 nucleotides long. RefSeq names its product hydrolase. NCBI's taxonomy places the organism in Eukaryota, Fungi, Ascomycota, Dothideomycetes, Pleosporales. Gene Ontology annotation, molecular function: hydrolase activity, acting on carbon-nitrogen (but not peptide) bonds. The transcript has a single exon. The record is from RefSeq and is a predicted model, not a curated record. Bases 89 to 1219 code for a protein of 376 amino acids.